GUUAUUUUAUCGGUUUGACAAGAGAUUUUUUAAAAAUAUAAUAACUAAAAAAACAUUCUCGUGAAGAAUGGAGCUGGAUCCGGAUUUAAUAGAGGAAUUUACAAAUCUAAAGGUCUCCACGCGCCCCAUUAGCGCCGAGGAGCUGGCCAACUUCGAUGUGAAUGCGCCACUGCGUCAACGCAAUGCGAUCGACCACCCCUCAUACAAGACGAUACCGAAGUUCUUUCAGGCUCCGCCGCCGCCGGAGGACACCAUCCGACAGAACCUGCGCAAGGAGGCGCAUUCACUGUUUCUGCACCAAAAGUCGGAGGAGCUGCUGGACAGCAACGAGCUGAAUGAGUUGUGGAGCACGCUGGAGGAGCAUGUCACCCAGACGACGUCAGCAAAUGAGCAGCUGAUUGAUUUUGAUGCUUACUUCCUGGUGCAGGGUGCGGUGAGUGGCAAGAUCCGCAAGUAUGUGACGGCCCGACUCUUGGGCACUCUGCUCGUCCUCUCACCACACCCUGGGCUGGUGGAAAUUGUGUCGGUGUUUAACUACAUCAUGCGCAAGUCGUGGCUGAAACAGGGAAGGAUCGGUCUCUCGUUCUACGACGAGGCCGGUCAGGGCUAUCUACGAGAGACCGACAUGGAGCAAUACAUCAUCGACUUGAUACCCAGCUUGGCGCAGAUACGCGACUGCAUGGAGCCCUCGUUCCAGCCCUUCUACGUCUGUACCGUGGUGAAGAGGUUCUUCUUUUUUCUGGACGUGCAGCACAGAGGACGCAUUCGCAUUCGGGAUGUCCUGGAAUCGGGCAUGCUCUCAGAGCUGCUGGAUUUGCGCGAAACGGCCGAUCCAAUGGAUCCGCAGGGGCAAAAUCCGUUCUCAAUGGCGGCUGUCCUUGGGGUUUAUCAGAACUAUCUGAGCCUGGACAAGGACCACAAUGGCAUGCUCAGCAAGAAGGAGCUGGCUGACUACGGCUCUGGCACCCUUACCGCCAUCUUUCUGGACCGCGUCUUCGAGGAGUGUCGCACCUACGAGGUCCAAAUGGACUACAAGACCUUCCUUGACUUUUUUCUGGCUAUGGAUAAUCGAAAGUCGCCUCAAGCUCUGCAAUAUCUAUUUCGCAUCUUGGACGUGGGCCACAGGGGCUACUUAACAGUCCCAACAUUGCACUUCUUCUUCAAGGGCAUCCAGGAGAAAAUGAAAUCGCAGAACGAGGAUCCCGUCAAUUUUGAGGACAUCAAUAAUGAGAUAUUCGACAUGGUCAAGCCAAAGGAUCCCUGCAAGAUAACCCUGCAGGACCUGAUAAAGAGCGGGCAGGGCGAGACUGUGGUGUCCAUACUAAUUGAAUUUCAUAAAUUCUGGGCAUACGAGAACCGUGAGGAGAAUCCGCAGAAUGUUUAAUAAACAGCAUUCCACCCGGCAAGGCGCAGCACGAGUGCGGUAAUAGCAUUAAGUGAAAUUUAAUUAAAUCCCCGGUCAGGCCCGGUCUGUCCCCGUCUGGCUGCCCAGCCAGCCCCCGGGUAAUGCACUGCCAUCCUGCUGGCCGCUGGUAUUGUUUUUGUUAAUUUUGUAUUUCGUGUCAUACUUAUAUGCAAAUUUGUUGUGUAAAGAUUCACAAAUAUUUCUGGCCCAUUUGUAUU
Molecule: messenger RNA, 1623 nt
Organism: Drosophila obscura
Lineage: Eukaryota; Metazoa; Arthropoda; Insecta; Diptera; Drosophilidae
Product: serine/threonine-protein phosphatase 2A regulatory subunit B'' subunit gamma-like
Exons: 3
Coding region: 68-1384 (438 amino acids)
Biological process (GO): microtubule cytoskeleton organization; B cell homeostasis; positive regulation of B cell differentiation
Cellular component (GO): spindle; centrosome
Source: RefSeq, a predicted model, not a curated record